AUGGCGUCUCGCGGUGCUGCCGCUUGUGCGACCCGAUCCCGGGCACCCGAGGUGCAUCGUGUGGCAUCCGACAAAGUCGCCUUGCAGGCGGAAGCGAAGAGUGUGCGAGAGCGCCGGCUGGCUUUGGAGGAGGUCAUGCGGCAGGAGCGCGCUCGGCGCCUGCAAGCGGCCGCAUCACGCACGACGGAGACGACUAAUACGAGCCACUCUUCUGUCUCUGCGGCCACGGUGAGAGAGCAGCAGAAGGAUGAGGCCGUCAACUCAAACCGCGCUCCCCAAACGCUCGAUGAGUACCGCCGCGAGCUGGACAAAGACAGUGGCAACAGGGAGCUCCUUCGGCUACACUACUACACGAGCGGGCAUCUAAGCCCGGCUGAUGUGCACUUUUACACUGUCAAGGGCCGGGUAAAGGAGUACCAACGCCACGCACCGAGCCCAGCGCGGUCGGCAGGGGCGCACCGUCUGCUGUUGCCAACCCGAAAGGCUCACCUGGAAACAGACUUGACGCAGCCGUCGAUGCGGGCGCUCGAGUCGGCCGCCGUGAUGGAGGGCACCUCGGAUCAGUGGACAAAGUCUGCUCUUCUCCGAAUGCAGGCUAAUCAGCACGUGCUCCAGCGUAUGGAAGAGCGCGAACGAAAGGAAGCAGCGCACAUCGGUCGACCCAUCGUACGGGGCACCGCGGCUCCUGCCAGUCGACUCAGCGUCCCACCACAGCCAUACAAAACACCGGUGACGACGAGCGCACGCGUGAGCCACCCUUUGCACGUCGCGGAAGCUGCCGUGUCAACGUGCACUGUGCCGCGAAGUCUGGCAAUGGAGAGGAGCGACACAGUCGCCGCCUCUGCGUGGCGAUGGAGUCCGCUUUGCCAACGUAGUCCACUAAAGACGUACCUGAGCACUAGUCCACUGCGUCUACGCGGGCGUGCGGCAUCGUCGACCGCAGCGCAGAGGGACUCCCUGUUCAUGACCUCUCUCAUCGACGGCUCUUCAGUCCCUCUGCAUGCAUCUCGCACAGUCACCUUCCCUCCUACUUCCGCUGGAUACAAUGGGCUUGUUACGUGUCCGUGGAAGCCGCUGGAGUAUAGCGGUACGGCACACCUCGAGGGCCGCGGCAGUAGGUCGGCGUAUAAGCCUAUUGUCGAACAGCUGCCCAGCGCGCCGUCGGAGAACCACGGCACCUGGGCCGAGCUAACACAGAGCCGGUCGUACCCAAGGCAAGGUCUAACGGCACAGUCACCUCCACCUAGAGACCGCGGCGCCAGUGAGUCGGGCGAGGGGGCAGGGAGCCUGCCGACUGCCAGCCCUCCCACCACGAAGCCGAAGCCAACACUGCUUGACGGUUUCCGCAUGCCGGACACAGUUCUGAAGCGGGAGGACCUCUUCCAGGGCUUCACCUGA
Molecule: messenger RNA, 1398 nt
Organism: Leishmania mexicana MHOM/GT/2001/U1103
Lineage: Eukaryota; Euglenozoa; Kinetoplastea; Trypanosomatida; Trypanosomatidae
Exons: 1
Coding region: 1-1398 (465 amino acids)
Source: RefSeq, a predicted model, not a curated record